AAACUUCCGGUUGCUCCAUGCAGACGAAGUCAUGUUGCCAAUAUUAAAAUUGGCCACUCUACUUAUCAAACAGUUUACAAGACCCGUCGUAAAUACCAUCAGUGAAUCGGCAAAGCAAUACCCUAAAUUUCGUUCAAUUAUUGUAAAAUUAGCACAAAGGUAUCAUUUAAGUGAUUUUACCUCACAAAGUAAACUUUUUGGUUUUGGUAAACCGUUACGAGUGAAACCAUUAUCUGAAGAUGAAGCUCUAAAUUUAGGAACCAGAUUACUUGGAGAAACAUUAGUAUAUGGAAUUUCUGCAGGACUUUUGUUAGCUGAAUACAAUAGGUCUUCAAAAAAUGAUCAGAUCAAGGAAGAAAAGAGAAAGUUUGAAAUAGCUACACUUCAAAGAAAAAUACAUGAUUAUGGAAUUGUAACAGAACAGCAAGCAACUGAAAUUAAAGAAUUGAGAAGAAAAAUGUAUCAAUUAGAGGACAACAAUAAGAGUUUAGCAAGCAAAUUGUUUUCCUCUCUUAAAACAGGAUAAUAUGUACCGGUAAUUGUAAUAUAUGUAAGAAACUACGUUUAUACUAAAAUAAUAGUAAAUGUACUCACAAAGUUUUCUAUUAUAAGUGUCUAAAGAUCAUAGAAUCAAAUAUCAACAUCAUGUUACUGAAUAGGUUAUGGAAUCUCUACAGGCCUCCAAAUAUGAUCUGAUCAAAGCAGAAGAGAGAAAUUUUGAAAUAGCAGUACUUCAAAGACAAAUACAUGAAUAUGGUAAUACAACAGAACAGCAUGAACUUUAACUUAAUGAACUGAGGAUGAAAAUGCCUGAUGUAGAUAAAAGAAAUCAGAGUUUAGAAAGUAACAUGUUUUCAUCUUUAAAAUCAGGUUACUUUGUGAUACAAUAUAAUUCAUUUAUAAUUUUAGGGCCUUACUUAACCUUACACAUAUUACAUGUAUGAGUGUUUAGAUAAUAUGGAAUCAAAUAUUGACAUCAUGUAACUUUCAACAUUGAUUUACAAAGAUAUAUAUUCUAUUUUAAUCAAAGAACAGAAAACUUAGUGUGUAAUUUAGAUGGUAUUUAAUAUGGGAAUGAAGUGAUGAAAAUUUAAGCAUAAUGUCAAACUUUUUUGUGAGGUUAAAACAUUUUGAUAAUCAGGUUCUAUAACAUAUAUGCAAUAGAAAUGAGAAACAGAGAAGUAUUUUAACUGAGGUUAACAACAAUACAUUUCAUAGUAAAGCUUUUUUUUAUUAUUUUUUAAAGAUUUAAAUCUUGAAUAUAUUUAUGUAUGAAAAUGAUGUCAAAUCCAAGAUAAUAUACAGUUUCUUUACUUAUUAGUUUCAUGCUAUGAUGAUUUGUAAUCAUUUGUGGUUUCAAAUUUCUGCAAGAGAAACACAUUUUUAUAUUUACCUCCGAGCUUUACAACUGUGUUUGAAUGUUUUACUGCCAUUUUAGUCAGAUGUAUGUAAGUAUUGAAAUCUUCCUGUAUUUUCUGACAAUUUACUAGUCCUUUGAUUCAUUGUAAGAUUAACUUUGAACCUCAAUAUUUUUUGAUUAUGAGAAUAUAUAGAUUGUUCAUUUGUAUGUAAUGUUAAAUUAUAUAAAGUCCUGGUGACUUUUGUUUUUGUUAACAAAUUCAUUGAUCAUAAAUCUUGAUAUGUUAAAUUAGAAUUUUGUUUCGCCACUGUUAUGAUUACCUGCACUACAUUUAAUAUGUAAUUUUAACGACUGAUAUUGAAUCUUAUAUUUAAUCUUAAUUACCAGGAUUCACAUACAUCACUCUGUAUCCCCUAUGCUGGAUAUUUCAAACAGUGUAAUGCAGAUUGCAAUCAGUGUACAGUCAUUUGUGAAAGCUGAAACAAGUGACAAAGAAAUACAACUGGAUCCUGGAAAGAUUUUGUGCUUAGAUAUUGUUAAAAUAAAGAAUUAUCUCCCUUAUCUGCAAGUUUCUUGAAACUAAUACCAGUAUGUAUAUGCUUUGCAAAAAGCAAGGGAAUAUUGUCCAUCAUUACUGGAACAGCAAUUUUCUCCUUUUUUUAAUUGAGAAAUAAUGAAUGCAUGCAUACAAUAUACAAUAAGGAAACACCAAACAAUACUUAAGUAUUCUUUAGACUUGAUAUCUGUCACCCUGUUUUAUAGCCUUCUUAUAAAAAUGUUUUAUGUCAUGUAGGAAUGCUUUCUAUAAAAAAAAUGUGGUUUGCUGUAAAUUAUUUAGUUUGUAUACUAUGUAUUGCAUAAAUUAAAGAUUAUAGGUGUACUGCAAAUGAAAACAUUGGCACUUAUAAAAUGUAAAUUGAAGGGUAAUCUGCUAUAAAUAAAUUUAUAGAAAUGGUAAAUCAAACAUCAGGAAUCAUGUCACUAAGGUUUUCUACAAACAAUUCUGGGUUUGUUUUGGUUUGGGAAAUCCUGUCCACAGAGGCAAUCUUUCAACACAGAUUGCCCUUAUGCAAUCCCUUCAAAACUGAUCUGUUACCAGACUAAAUGGUCUUAAAUGUCUCUUGAAUGUAGACAGCAAAAAUUGUGGCAAAAUUUGUAAAAUUGUUUAGGAAGAUAAUUGUUCUAACCUAUUUUGAAUAUACAAUGACAUACUACAUUGUAGUAUAUGAUUUGUGCAGUUGAAAGUAAAUGAAGUAUAUUUACUGCAUGAUUUCUACAUAUAACAUUAAUAUUCUACCUCCUUAAAUAGAAACUCUUUAGUUUUGUUUUUUUUUCAUAUAAGUGCAUAAAAAAUAGUGAAAAAAACCUUUUUGUACAAUUUUAUGAAACUUCAAACUGUGAUAAAGGAAGAAAGAAUCCAGCUAACACAUCACAAAUUGUUGAAAAAUUAUAUAAAAUUUGUUCUUCUACAAGUAAAAACUAUAUUUUAAAUGCAAUUGUUCAAUCUUUGUUACUGUCAUCAUCAUCCAUAUGUAGGUACAAAUGUUUGUUUGAUAACAUGGUUUAUCUUGAAAAAAUUGGAAGUAGCCACUGAAGGAAAAUUGGAAUUGCAAAUAAAAAUUGUAGCUUAACCAAUUGUAAUAAAAAAGAGGCUUGAAAUAG
Messenger RNA from Mytilus californianus (California mussel), 3022 nucleotides. RefSeq names its product optic atrophy 3 protein homolog. Gene Ontology annotation, biological process: regulation of lipid metabolic process. Bases 32 to 526 code for a protein of 164 amino acids. The record is from RefSeq and is a predicted model, not a curated record. The transcript has 2 exons. Lineage: Eukaryota; Metazoa; Mollusca; Bivalvia; Mytilida; Mytilidae. Gene Ontology annotation, cellular component: mitochondrion.